AAAGGUGGUGUUCCUGUGGCAAGCAAGCCGUCCCAGACCGGAAGUUGGUUCCAGGUUUUGUUGGCUGAGCAACAAGAUGAUGCUGUUCCGAUUCGUCGACAGUACAAGCAGUUGUUGGAGUACGACAUGGAGUCGCCAGUGGCCCUGGCCACAGCUGCACAGUCCCCAGAGACGAAAGAAAAGUACAGCGGAGAGUUGGACGAUGCCGGGAAACCAGUGAUCAUCAGCCACAACUACAAAGAGCACCAUUUGAGUGCCAAAGACCGACAGCGGAUAUUCGAGGCUCCGUACAACUUCCUCAGUGCGAAUGACAAGUUCGCCUACUAUCAAAUCGCGUCGCCGUUUCGUCGCCGCGACUUCCGGCUCCCCAAGGACCCGCUCAUUCUCGCCAAGAAUGCUUGACUCGAUUUGACUGCGUGUUUGUGCCAUUUAUUUUUUUUUUUUGCUGCCUGGGA
Messenger RNA from Notodromas monacha, 455 nucleotides. The record is from the annotation of a GenBank genome assembly. NCBI's taxonomy places the organism in Eukaryota, Metazoa, Arthropoda, Ostracoda, Podocopida, Cyprididae.